Acaulospora colombiana is the source of this 1329-nucleotide messenger RNA. The record is from the annotation of a GenBank genome assembly. NCBI's taxonomy places the organism in Eukaryota, Fungi, Glomeromycota, Glomeromycetes, Diversisporales, Acaulosporaceae.
AUGGGAAAGCGGUAUCCGGUAGUUAGUGAUUUUGGGUUGAGCCAGUACGUGGGCAAAAGCAAUAAUGACGAUGAGAGCAGUUAUAAUGAUGAAGAACCCGAAGGUAACGGCUACAUAUUUGGAGUAAUCCCCUAUAUCGCUCCGGAAGUGCUUAGAGGUCAUCAGUACACUCCGGCAUCGGACAUUUACAGUUUCGGGAUGAUUAUGUACGAACUGCUUACCGGCCAUCAACCAUUCGAUGAUGCUGCUCAUGAUCUUGAGCUAAUCGCCAGGAUAACGGCGGGUAAUGCAUCUUUGCUGGCCAGGCCUACUUCGGCGUUGGAUUCCGCCUCCACCCUGAUCUCUCCACCGAUCUCGUCACCCUAUAAAACCACGGUGCCAUCACCCUCACAAGCCGCCACUGGUAAUAACCAAAAUCGGCCAAGCCUAUAUAACAUCCAAUAUCCAAAGUGCUGGAUCCGAUUGAUGUAUAGGUGUUGGAAUGAUGACCCUACACAACGGCCUAACAUUACUGAACUCAACGAAGUGUUGGAAAAAUGGUAUCAGUUAAUAGAAACCAAUGUUGCCAAGGAUAGGGAAGAUCUGGAGAUUUUGAGGGAUUUCAGGGAUGCCGAAAAUUUCAGAGUCGACGGCGGUAAGAGGCUUAGUAUUGGCGGCUCAUCAAUGAAAAGUGAAAAAAAGUUGUUGAAUACGGAGAAUCGAGAGAAACAUCCCGAAGCAUUCUAUUACAGUCGAAAAAUACCAACCAAGAAAUUGAUGAGAAAGUUGGAGGAACAAAUGGGAGCAAAAGAGAUUCGGGAUUACUUAAAUUUGAAGUACCUACAAAAAUAUCCGUCUAUCGAAAGCAGUUCGAAUGAUUUGGAGAAGGGUUCACUCAUGUCAACGAGCGUUACCAACAAUUCUAUACCAGAUCAGCAUAGUAGGCAGAGUGGAACUUCAGUUAAUACCACAGAAGGUCAAGAUGCGAAGGGUAAUACGGUGGAUGGGGAUAAUAUGUCAACUCAUUUAAAUUUAGGAAAAGGUCUUGUUGGUGGUGUGCUGGAGAUGUUAAGAGAUGAUGGUUCUGAUGGCAUGGACACUAAUGCGCAAAAAAAUGGUUCAUUCAACGCCGGAUUUAAUAAUAACAUCGGCCCAUCAAUCAAAGAGGACGAAAAUAAAAUAAGCUCCGUGGAUAAUUACGAGAGCCCGAUAAUCGAGGUGCAAAGUUACGAUGAUGAUAAUAUAUCGCGAAACGACACGUCAGUGAGUUAUUUUCGAGAAUACCCCAGUAAAAAUUCAUUGACAAUGACACAGAGUUAUAAUACUUUGGUAUACGACUAUUCACCAUGA